Molecule: messenger RNA, 4080 nt
Organism: Closterium sp. Naga37s-1
Lineage: Eukaryota; Viridiplantae; Streptophyta; Zygnematophyceae; Desmidiales; Closteriaceae
Source: the annotation of a GenBank genome assembly
AUGGGCGCUCAGGCGUUAUAUAUCUCCAUGUCUGCGCAAUCCAUCCCGUCUGCCGGUGCUCUGGAGCUCGCAGCGCGACCUCUACUUCCAGAGCGCUUGCAUUGGCUGCUCCCCUUCGCAUUUCCCCACGCCGUGCAUCUUCAGGCGGCGAUCGCGCCCGCCAGGGAUUGGGGGAAGGUGAGUGCGCGAGGCGAGUCCACAGGCGGCUGCCUGCCCCCACCUCGUGCGCGCUGCUGCCGCCAUGCGGGGAUGCCCGCCGUCGCGCGGCGCUACCUGCCCGCUUGCGGCGCUGCGGCGUCGCGCCAGUGCGUCGCCACACCGCCUGCCUGCAGUGCAGGUGAUGGUGGUGGUGCCGAUAGUGGUGGUGGUGCCGAUAGUGGUGGUGGUGGCGAUAGUGGUGGUGGUGCCGGUGAGAGUGAGAGGGGAGGCAGCAGCGAGUCGGGCAGGGAGCAAGGCAGCAGCAGUGCGAAUGAUGGUGCAAGCGACCAAGGCACACAAGGCAGUGACACGGGCGCAGGAGGCACGGACUUGACCCCCAGUAGCAGCAGCGGGGCCAACAGCAGCGACUCUGGCACGUCAGCGGCUGCAGAGGAGAGUGACCUUAGCGAGGCAGUGGAGCAGCGCAACGAGCAGGCCAUCAGGCGCAUCCGCUACCCGCAGGGGGCGCGCCAGGGGGUCAUGCGCGCUGCUGAAGGGCGUGGGGGGAGCGCGGAAUCAGGAGGGGAGGAUGCUGCAGCUGCUCCUUCUUCUGCCCCUGCGCCUGCGCCUGCGCCUGCUGCUGCAGUUGAUCCGUUGCUAGAGCAGUUCGUACAGCAGCUGGCGCGGGCGGGGGCGGUGGCAUCACAGGAGACAGAGGUGAAGGCGGUGGUGAGGCGGCGGGCAGCGGUGGGGUUUCCUGGAAUCGGCCAGUACAGCGAGGUGAACAGCGGCACUGCGCCCACCUACAACCACUCCGUGGUGCGUGUGACGCCACCGGAUGGUGGCUUGUGUGUGGGCAACGGGUACAUACUGCAAACCGUCAACGUUGCGCUCGCGGUGUACAACACACGAGGGCGGCAGCUCACUCGCACCAUUUCGCACAACGAGUUCGUCAACGUGCUGCCGAGUGUGGUGCAGCGCCGGGAGCCAUACAGCGCAUCAGUGCGGGGGGACAACAUCGGGGACAUGUCCUGCACCUACGACCCUGCUUCCAGGCGCUUCUUCGUCUCCUCCUACUGGCUCUCCGGAGGGGCGAGCAACGGGUAUGACAGGUUUGGGCAGACGAGGCAGCGAGGGAACCGCACAGUGGGGUCGGGGGUGAUAGUGGCGGCGUCCACCGACGGCGACCCCACCCAGCCUUGGAACGUCUUCUUCAUCCCCGGCUCCAACGACGGCAACAAUUCCAACCCCGAUUGGGGAGCACCGCUCUACUACAACACAUCCAAGCUCACAACUCUCCAGGACUACCCGCAGAUUGGCACGGAUGCCCAUGGUGUGUUUGUAUCGGUGAACCAGUUCGGCCUGGAGGAGUCCAAGUACUUUGGCGCCAAUAUCUAUGCCAUGGGCAAGCAGCAGCUAUUCCGCACGUGCACCGCCUCCAUCCUGCGCUUUGCCAUCCCCUACUCGCCUGCGCUCACCAGCCCCUCCUACACCAUGUAUCCGCACAAGGUCCCUGCCGAUGGCUCCUAUGAUACCGCCAACAACGGCACCAUGUACUUUGGCUGGAUGGCUGUCAAUUUCAAUGAUGCGCCCAACGAGACCGUUCUCGUGCCCAAUGUCACUAUCGUCGGCGCCUUUGCUCUCACCGGUACCAGCUCGCUCGGGUCAACCGAGGCCGUUGAUCGCGUCGUGCCGCACAUCGCAGCCGUCGAAACGCCGCCGUUUUUCAUGCCGAUGCCGGUGAGGCAGCGACCGGGGCCCACCCCCACGGCAUGGCGGUUCAACCGGAGGGAGGCGGCCAUAGACGCGUUUGCAGCGGGCAUGCAGGCCGUGGUGGUGCAGCCACAGCGCAGCACCAUGUGGCUGGCCUUCACCUCUGCGUUCGGCCCCGCCCUCGGGUCGUCGUCCGUGGUGCUGGCUCAGAUCAGGCUAAGGCUGAGGGCAGAGGUCUCAGGGGAGGUGGCAUCUGAAGACUCGUCAGGGGAGGUGGCAUGCGUAGAGUCAUCCUCAGAGGUGGUAAUGAAUGGGACUGUGGGGGAGACAGAAGCAGUGGAGGCAGCAAGUGGUGGGUGGUCAUUCGAGGUGCAGCUGGAGGGGUUCAAAGCGGUGGGCGUGCAGGGCAACAGCCUGCUGCGCCCUGCCAUGGCGCUCAACAGGUGCUACCAUGCCUCGAAUGUUGCAACUGGUGCUAAUGGCAUGGAUGCUGAGGGCGUGGCACGACACGAUCAGGAGUUAAGGUGGAGAAGCAAGCAGCAGCACUGGCGGGUCCCGUCCUUCUACCCCUCUGCUGCCUAUGCCCGUGUGGAUGCAGCCCUGCGUGUUGGCCCCGUCACUAUUGCAGCACCCGGGAGAGCUCCCCUUGAUGACUACUCUGGGUACCUGUUUGAUCAGAGGGUGAUGCGGUACGGGGACUACCACACGGCCACCACUGAUGAGCACGGCAAUGCAUGGGCCGUGGUGGAGUAUGUGCCCGGUGUGCCGCGCACCCAGUGGACCAACUGGGCCACCUACAUCUUCAAGCACCUCCCGAACGUUCGCAGCAGCGCGUCUCAUGGCAGCACCCGCCGCGCUGUCCCCCGCCGCGCUGCCGCUGUGGCGGCGGAUGCUGCAGUCGUCCAUCGACGCGCACGCGCACAUCCCCUCCGCGUCCUUCGUGCAACUCGUGCGUACCCGGGCCUGGUUUCCUGCCUGCCUGCCAUUCACCUCGCCGCUUUGCGCACCGCAACCAUGACCCCGCGACUGCCAUCAGCUGUCCCACUGCUGGGGCACCUGAUGGCACUCGGGCGCCCACUCUUAAUGCUUGCUUUCCCUGCCUGUAUCGCGUCUCCUUUCCAUCCGCUUGUCCCGCGCGCGCCCGUGCCGCGUGCAGGCCACAGUGCGCGCCAACGGCACGCCCGCCAACCGCUCUCUCGUCUUCAGGUGACCCUUCCACUCCCUGGGCCGCGGCUCCCCCGCCUUCCCCUUCCCCGCCUUGACCCCCCUUUUCCGCCUCACCUGUCCUCCCCGCCUUUCCUCCCCCUCCGCCUCACCUUCCCCGCCAUAUCGGCCUUCGACCCCGCCUCGCUCUUUCCCCACUCGUCGCCAUUCACCCCCGGCCUCGCCCGUCGAGGGCAAGAUGGCCGCAGCAGCAAGGUCCGCUCCUCCCUCCUCCCUCCUCCCUUACCAAUCCUUGCCUUUCCCCUACCUCUCCCUCCCUCCCUCCCUCCCUCCCUCUCUCCCUCCCUCCCUCUCUCACUCCCUCCCUUCCUUCACCCCCCCUACCCUCAUUCACUUGUUCGCGCUUUCCCCUUUCACAUCUCGCUUCCUUUCUGUUCGUCCCUCCCAUCAAACAUCACGAGCCGCAUACAGGUCUCCAUCCUCCCCGACCCUCCCAUUGCUCCACUGCUCGCCCUCUUGACUCUGCAAUCUGUCCUGCACGUCAAGGAGAUGGAGCAGUGGUCGCUCAUCGAGCUGUGCUGGUAUUUCUCCGAGUCAUGGGAGCAGUACCGCAUUGCUGGCAGCAUGACCACCGUCCAUGCCAACUCGCCCGACCCUUCGCUCUUGAAGCUGAGGCAUGCGGCAUGGCAGCCGCUGACAGCGCAGCAGCGCUGGCAGUACUGCCGAGGGCACCCAGGCACGCCCUGGGAGGAAGAGAGCGCAGCAGGGCGGCCUGAUGGGCACGAGUCAUCGCUGGCAGCACUGGCGUUGCUGACACAGCGAGAUGCAGAGGGGGCGAGUGCGGAGAAUAAGGAUGAGCGUGAGAAGGUGGACCCGGAUAAGGUUGCCUCUGUUGAGCCCGUGGAGGACUUCUGCCUGCUGCUGCUGGAGCCCCAUGAGGUGGACUACGUGCACGUGAAAACGCCCUCUCGCCACCGACACACAAGGCUCAUGGCAGACGAGGGGAAAGAGGGUGGGGCAGGGGGGAGAGGGUACGAGUGGACUGCCACGCGCAUUCACCUUUAA